CCUAUUCCCGGCGGCGGGUUACGGGUACGGCAAUCCACUCUGAACCCGAGCCCCGCUCCAGAAAUCAUCCACCUCCGCCGCUGCCGCCUCCUCCAGAAAUUUCAAUUUCGACAGCUCCAGGGAGGAAUGGGGAGCGCCGCGCCACCCGCUCAGAUCCCGACGAGCUUCGGCCACGAGCUCAGAGCCUGCCUUCGUUGCCGUCUCGUCAAGACCUACGAUCAGUUCAGAGACUCGGGCUGCGAGAACUGCCCCUUCUUCAAGAUGGACGAAGACCACGAGCGCAUCGUCGAGUGCACCACUCCCAAUUUCAACGGGAUAAUCUCUGUCAUGGAUCCUAGCAGGAGCUGGGCUGCUCGGUGGCUAAGAAUUGGAAAAUUUGUUCCUGGUGUCUACACACUUGCAGUCUCAGAAGCACUACCUGAGGACCUGCAGGUUAAGAUGCAGAAACGCUGCAAAUCCUUAGAGAAGCUGUAGUGGGAUAUCACCAUCAAAUCUUCUUCAUUCUUUGUCUGAUUCUGAGAGUGAAGCAUCCUUACACCACUUACCCUUCAGAUUGAGUGCCUGUCGAAUAAUUAUUCAAUAUGAUGCUCACUGCCCAUACCAAGCCGUUGAAUAAAAUACUACAUAUAUAAAUGCCAUCAUAUCUUCAAUUAGAAGCUGUUAUAAGCUUCGAUCACUAAUAAAUUGUAGGCAUGCCCAGUUCUUUGUUCUCCUCGUAUUAAGGCCUUUUUGAGACCCAUCAACCCUUGGAUGGGCAUGAUCGCUGUCUUCUGGUUUUGAGCUGACUAUCUCGUCUUAAUCACUUCAAGUAUCCACAUGUCAGGAUUGUGGAUGAGGACAAAUAGAGGAGUAAAAGAUAUCCUCAGCUGCACUUCACUGUGCUGAGUAAACAUUCGGCACUUAUAUUAAGUUGUAAGUGGUUGUGAAGAUAUAAAUUUUGUUAAACGGCCAGGCGGAUGCAACAUGAAUUUGAUGAUCAGGGUCACCUAAUUAUUUGCAGUGGAAUGACAUACUGAUCAGAUUAUCAUAGGAUUUGAAUGGGGUCCAAUUUAAUUCCAAUUGUUAUUUGAGACUGAUGAGGCUAUUUAAAGACGAAAAGAAUCUCACCUCCCGUUAGUAUCUUGUAUAUUACUGAUGUCUGGUGUGCUGAAUCCACCCAUCUUGAGCUUGUCCUUUGAUAUGUAUCAAUUUCAAGCAAAGUAAGUCAAGACCUAGGGCUUGGUGAGGACAAUUCCAUUUGCUUUUCUUGGUGUUGUGUUGGUUUAAUUCUUUGUUCGGCUGUGAAAAAGCAUUCUCAUCAUUUCCUGCUGUCUCUCUUCUAUAACUCAUGGUCAGAUGAUUCACUUGUGUUAAAAUUGUUCUUGCACUUUCUAAUUUUGUAUUUAGGGUCUUCAGAACCCUUGCUUUGUGC
Rhodamnia argentea is the source of this 1411-nucleotide messenger RNA. Its product is annotated as transcription elongation factor SPT4 homolog 2. The transcript is spliced from 5 exons. Gene Ontology annotation, molecular function: zinc ion binding; RNA polymerase II complex binding. The record is from RefSeq and is a predicted model, not a curated record. NCBI's taxonomy places the organism in Eukaryota, Viridiplantae, Streptophyta, Magnoliopsida, Myrtales, Myrtaceae. Gene Ontology annotation, biological process: regulation of transcription elongation by RNA polymerase II; positive regulation of DNA-templated transcription, elongation; mRNA processing. The coding region runs from base 127 to 474 and encodes 115 amino acids. Gene Ontology annotation, cellular component: nucleus; DSIF complex.